Messenger RNA from Chelonus insularis, 3847 nucleotides. Its product is annotated as protein FAM13A. NCBI's taxonomy places the organism in Eukaryota, Metazoa, Arthropoda, Insecta, Hymenoptera, Braconidae. The record is from RefSeq and is a predicted model, not a curated record. Gene Ontology annotation, biological process: signal transduction. The coding region runs from base 1072 to 3723 and encodes 883 amino acids. The transcript is spliced from 10 exons.
UGUCUCCAGCUAUUGAUCUACUUGUUCUUGAAGGGGAUGCAUGCGCACAAAAAAUAAAAGCAUGAUUGUAAGUUGCGUUGCGAAGUUGAGUUACUUAGAGGCCGUUUUAGUUCUCACAAGCGGUUUGUGAGAAACUAAAACAUCAUAAAAACGAAAUCAUUCGUUUGCUUACUUUAUCCACUUAAUCUUCUAUAUUUGUGAUAAACUUGCUCUUAAACUUUUGUAUAUAUAUUGAUGAUAUCUUGGGCAUGGAUUUCAUCGACGAACACAGGAGAAAGACGGAAACGAGGCAAAAGGUGGAUUAAGGAGUAUUGAGAGCAAUCGAAGGUAGUUGGAAGAUUAAGAAGGAAAGAAAGUGAAACUGAAGACUCCGAAAGAAUACACGAAACAGUAUAGCAGUAGCAGUAGCAAUAGAAGAAGGAAGAGAAGAGCAAAUAGCAGUAGAAGUAGAAGAUUAGAGAAAUGUUGGAAACAGAAAGUUAUUAAUUGGUGAUUAGUUUGUUGAGGCUUUUAGCUAAACGUGGAGUAGCAAGAACAAGAACUAAAGUCAGGUUCUGUGCUACCCUCGAUGCUUACUCUACGCCUCGUGUCGACACACUUCUUGAAGCAACCAUAGGGAGCUAUCCGCCGCCUCGGAAGCGUAAAAACAAAGCUUUUGUAUGAUGUACCGUGAUAGGGACAUGAACCCAAAGCUCUUUGUAAUCUUCCAUGAAUUCUAUUUCUGGUUGAUCAGAGCAAAAUAAUUAACAACGUGUACCUUUCUUCCGCGAGCCAAACAGUUUAUUGCACCUACUAAAAACGUCAGCUUGUGGGAUAACUUGUAGAAAUUACUUAGAUCAGAAAUUUGUUAAUUACAUUCAAAUAUCUUGUUGAUAAUUUCACCAUUUGUACUUAAUUCAUUUUUAAAAAGUGAACAAAAAUUAUUGUUCAAACCAACAAAGACAUUUGUUUGUCUAAAAUACUGCUUGCCGUUGAAAUACGGCAUCGAGACUGAACUAUCUAUAUUUCAAUCUGUGGAGAGCUGCGAAAGAGUGCAUUUGCGGCAGUGGGUCGCGAGGAAGACGGAGUGGGAUGAGACGUCCUCAGCAAGAAGCUUUUCAAGAAGAUCAUCAUCAACGUCGUCAUCAUCAUUUUCUUCAACGUCCAGGUUCAUCAGCUUCAAUUGAACCUCGUCAAUCUAAUGAAAAGGAUGAGUCACGAUUAGCACGAGUGAAACGUGUUUUAACUGGCUCACUGCUAGGCCGUUCAGGGAAUACUGGAAAUUAUAAUCGAGUUUUUGGAGCACGACUAGAGCUCGUUGAAUCAUAUUUGGAUACUGGUGUCCCCUAUGUCGUUCAUAGGCUCUGUAAUUAUAUUGAAAAAUAUGGAUUCCAAAGUGCUACUCUCUUUCGUUUAUCAGGAGGAAGUCCAAGACUUACUGAACGUUUGAGAGCAGCAUUUGAGAGAAAAGGUGAUGCUGAUUUAGAAGGAGCAGCAUGUCCAUCAACAGCAGCUACGUUGCUAAGACAAUAUUUAAAAGAAUUGCCGCAACCUCUAGUACCUUCUUCACUAGUUGCUCGACUUCUUCAUGUUCAUUCUCAAGAGUACGCUGAUAAUCGUGAAACUUGGAUUGAACAAACACAACAACUUUUACUGAGUCUACCGCCCUCGCAUUAUCGUCUACUGGGUUACCUUGCCAAUUACCUCAGCAAGUAUGAAGCAAAACAUGGUCGAAGUUCUGGAGUUUGUGGAGUUUUUGCACCUGUCGUACUCCCUCAUGUUCCUCCAGCUACGACUCUUCUUCGAGACAUUCUAACUGAGGCCUCUACACUAUUUUCUAACUGCAAUAAGGAUUCAUCAGCUUAUGUAGCAACGAUACCCAACGACUGCGAGACCUGCUGCAAAGAACGAAAAACCGAAAUAAGUGAUACAAACAAUAGCAAGAGUUUGCUUUGCGCGCUGAAACCGCGCAAACGCAAGGAACGUCGUGAAUCCUGUUGUCAAGAAAGAAAAUUAAUAAGGAGCAAUAGUGAAGAAAAAAUUCUAGACAACCCAACUACAUUACCCGAAUCUAUUAGAAGAGUCAGUAGUCACGAGGACUUUAAUAGUGAUAAGCAUCUUCAUAUUAUAUCAAGACUUAAUCAAGACAUGGGACAUGGAGUGCGGUGUACCAAUUUACCCUUGCAUGAGAGAACAAACGUUUCUCCCGUGUCAACAAAACCAUCACCAUUGCCAUCUCCAUGUGAUCUUUUACUCAUCACUGAAAGACCUGAAUGUGAUGUGGAACAUGUUAGAAGUACUGAACGAUUUAGCAGGAGUAUUACACCACGUGGAAGACGUCAACCAAGACGAAGGAGAAUUCAUAGAGGGCUGGAAACCGACACGAAUUCCAGCAAGGAAAACGAAGAUGAAGAAACAGAUUCCAGUUUGAUAAUUGAUUCACCUGGUCCUAACCGUCGAAAUGGUAUUAGUGGACAAAGCUUUCUUGAAAUGUUAAGCAGUGGACCGAGUAGAUCACCAUCACCCGUGAGACCACCGCUUUUAGAUCUUGAAGAUUCAAAUAAUCCUGUGCCAACAAACUGGAUUUUUCCACAUCGACCGUCUACUGAGGAAGAGGAAGAAGAAGAAAAUGCGAAUGAGCGAGUUGAAGCGUUAACUUCUCCUAGAAAUUCAUUGCUAAUACCACGAAGAUUUUAUACAGAAAAUGAUGUUCCACAAAACGUUCCGGCUUCUACAGAACUAGGUUUAAAAACUCUUACAAAACACAUUAAUGGACUGAAAAAGAAAAUUAAAAAAUAUGAAGACGAAUUUGAAGAAAAUUUCGGAUAUCGUCCAAGUCAUUCAGAUAAAAUGAGUAACCGAGAUAUCAAAAGACUUUGUGUAGAGUUGAAUAAGUUAAGAAAAGAACAUAAAAUGUUGAAAGAAGAUCCGAUUGGUUUACUUAAAGCUACGGCUAAUAGUAAAAAUAAUCUUGAUAAUUCUGUCGGACAAAUUAAUAAUAUUAAUAGUCCAGAAAAAUCGAGAUCUAUGCUAAUGGAAGAAAUGUUGAAAGACGUUGAGAGAAAGCUUACCGAGAAAAGAUUAAAAUACGGUCGUCCAGAUAACAUGGAAGAAAUGACACAUGAACAAUUAUUAGAUGAAAAAACUGCUGUUCAAAAGGCUCUAUUGCAUAUUGAAAAUGCUUUUGGAAGACCGGUUUCUAAAGAAGAUCGUGCUGUUGUCCGGGUUCUUUACGAUCGAUACAGAACAUUGAAACGAUUAAUAAUCAGAGCUGGAGCCAAUAAGAAUAAAGAUAGUAUUUCGGAGCUAGCGACUAUUUUGGAGCAUGAAGCAAUGGAUUUUACAUCAUCAUCUCUUCCAGGUAAUCCAAUUGAUACUGAUAGACGAGCCAGUGAACCGGAUAUGUCUCAUCGAGGAAUUUUAGAUUGUAUUGACCCUUCUGAUCAACUUCCUACUGAUAGUGAUAGUCAACAUAGUAGUAGUGAAGGUAGUCGUGGACCAGGAGGUGAAAGUCUUCAUGCUCUUCCACAGGAAGAUCUUAUUGCUCAACAACGAGUUAUGCGAGAAGAAAAAAAACGACUUCGAAGAGCUUUAAAAGAACUCGAAGCACAGUUUGAAGCUCGCGCAGGAAGAAAAAUGCAAAGAGAAGAUAGAGGACCUCAUGUUACGACUAUUUAUGAGUCAUACAAACAAACAAAGGCUAAACUCAGACUAAUUGAUGCCCUCUUGUCCAAAAGCGCUUAAUUAGGAUUUACUAUGUUAUUUCUUUUACUUUUUAUAAAUACAUAUUUAUUAUGUAAUUGAUGAUAGAGAUUUCAAAAAUAUUUGUAAAGUAUUCAAGACAGUUAUUAUUAUAAUUAUAUCGAGU